AUGCGGAAGCGUAACGAUCAAUCACACAAGACUAGUCAUUCCGUCACGCCUCCAAAUGUGACCAGCCAUGAUCCAGUCCGGAUCAAACGCCGGUUUGUUGGGCCACGCGAUCUGGACUGGGGAAUGAAGUGGAGAAAUUGGAAGGCAAUGCAAGAGAACUGGCUUGACAAUCCGGUGAACUUUUUAUCUAGCGGUGUGGUUCGGUUGAUUCUGAUCAUUCUGUUGGGUGGUGGAGAUACGGGUUUUGCCAUUUACGCGCGUUUGAAAAAUCCGCAAGCAUCACGUGUCGGUUUUUCCGCACAUCUGGGCGGUUUUGUCGCGGGUGUCCUUGUUGGUAUACCAAUACUGCGUAACCUGGAAGUGGAACGUUGGGAGAAAGUCUGUUUCUGGGUUUCCAUUGUGCUGUUCACAUGUUUUGUGGUUGCCGCUAUCUUGUUCAACGGAUUUUGUAUGCGAAUUAAUCUAUGCCCGGCUUGUAUCUAUUAG
Echinostoma caproni is the source of this 486-nucleotide messenger RNA. The record is from the annotation of a GenBank genome assembly. Lineage: Eukaryota; Metazoa; Platyhelminthes; Trematoda; Plagiorchiida; Echinostomatidae.